This is a messenger RNA of Periophthalmus magnuspinnatus, 2921 nucleotides long. Its product is annotated as CTTNBP2 N-terminal-like protein. The record is from RefSeq and is a predicted model, not a curated record. Lineage: Eukaryota; Metazoa; Chordata; Actinopteri; Gobiiformes; Gobiidae. The transcript has 7 exons. Bases 93 to 1799 code for a protein of 568 amino acids.
CUGCCAGACUAAAACUUCUUGGCAGUGCUCCGCUGCGUCGGGAUCUGGGACCCAAAUCAACUGAAACAAAACUUGUGACAGGAGAAAAGUUGAUGCCGGAGUUUUUAAAGACUUCAGACGGCAACAUGAAGUCCAAACUAAACAUGGAGAGACUGAGCAAGCCGGAGCUGCUGAUGCUGUUCAGUGUCCUGGAGGGAGAGCUGGAGGCCCGGGAUUUGGUCAUCGAAGCCCUCAAGGCCCAGAGGAAGGAUCUGUUUGUCCAGGAGCGCUACGGGCGGUACAACCUCAGCGACCCAUUCCUGGCGCUGCAGCGGGACAGUGAGGUCAUGGGAGGCCAGAAGGAGCAGAGGGACCAGGGCUACUCCUCGUCCAACUCCAACCCUCUGGUGGUUCUCAAACUGGUGGUCAGCCACUGCAGGAGGAUGCAGGACAAGAUGCUGGCCCAGCUGGCAGCGGCCGAGAGCAGGCACAGGAGAGUUAUUGCAGAUCUAGAGGAGGAGAAGAGGAGGCAUGCUGAGGACACAGCUGAGGGAGAUGAUGUGACCUACAUUUUAGAAAAAGAAAGAGAGCGUUUACAACAACAGCUGGAGUUUGAGCGCAGUCAGGUGAGGAGGCUGGAGAAGGAGCAGAGGCGUCUCACAGAGCAGUUGGAAGAGGAGAGGGCUCAGCAUAAGCAGCUCUCCUGUGCUCUGGCCAAAGAGUGUAAGUGGGCCAGUGCCAGAGCUCUGGAGGAGGGACACAGACUCUCAGAGACCAGCCGCAAACUCGACAAGGAGCGCGAGUCCUGUCACACCCUGAAGAGGGAGCUGGAGGAGGAGCGCAGGAAGGCUCUGAGGAUGGAGGCUCGGGUGGAGGAGCAGUUGGCUGAGUUUGACACAGAGAGAGAACAACUCAGGUCACGACUCAAGAAGGAGGAGGCCCACUGCUGUCAGCUACAACUACAGGUGGAGGAGCUGAGGAGGAAGUUAGCGGAUGUGACCAGCACUACAGUGUCUGACUGUACAAUACCAGCUGAGGACAAAGGACAGGAAUGGGCCACUAAAGUUCCUUUUACUAAACAGGUCCACAUGAAGGUAGAAGAUCUGGAGGAGGACCGAACCCACCUCCAACCAUGUGUGAAGAUCAACGGUCACCAUGAACCAAUCCCGGAUAAAGUUCACCUUCAGAACGGAACUGACACCCAAAGUACUAUUCUCCCUCCCCUCUCUCCAUCCACAUCUCCAAACCUCACCAGACACCCUACAUCCACAUCUACAUCUGCAUCUAGCCCCACUUCCUAUCAGUCUCCAUACCAGGCUGGAAUCCACCAACGAUUCCACGCCGCUCGCCACAAAUUCCAAAGCACUUCCGAGACCGAACCUGCCCUUUCCUCCCCAUUGAAGGAGCAACUAUCUACUGCCAGUCCUCCUGAAGCUAGCCCAGUAAAACAGCUAGCCCGCAGCACCGUAACACAAGUCCUGUCCCGCUUCACCAGUGCACAACCCAAGCUAACAACGCCCAAUCCCUCUCCAUUUGGGACGGAUUAUCGCAACCUGGCCACACCCCUGUCUCCAGUGAUUGGGCGAGCAACUGGCGCAUUGCAGCAGGGUAUAAGGUCACCCACUAUUGCCAGGGCCGAGAGGGGCAUACCGCCACCUAUCCCGCCAAAGAAACCCGGGUUAGCACAAGCUCCACCCUCGCCCGCUACAACACCUAAGUCUGGAGGGCAUCUGUCUGACAGUUCUAUGACAGGAAGCUGUGGGCUCAUUUCAGGUCAGGAAGGGGUCAAAGAGAUGGAUAUGGUGGUGUCGUCCAGCUAAGAUUUGGUUUGAAUGAAAGAAAAUGGACUAUGACUUUAAAAUACUUUGCUGCUCUGCUUAUGAUGUCAUUUAAUUUCACUUCACAAUAACUACACCUCUAAUUAGCCUUAAAGUAUGAAGAAAGACUUAAUUGAUAAUGAAUAGUGUAUUCUUAUUCAGGCUUAGUCUUAGUAACUACUUAUUUAAUAUCCUAAGGCCUAACCAAUUGAUUAAGUAGUUACUAAGUGUGAAUCAUUCUUAAUAAACUAUCAAUAGACUGUUUGUUCAUUAUGAAUAAGUUGCACUAUACAACUUUACAGGUGGAGAGUCUGCCACUUACUUGUCUCCAUGAUACUGUUUUGCUUGGAGUGUACCACAGAAUGGCAUUAAACAUAUCUAUCUCCAUGGAGACAAGCCGGUGAUGCCUCUUGAUCAAGUCAGAUUGGAGAAGUGACCAUGCUUACAGUAAAAAUGCAAGUCAAGUAACAAAACACUUGCAGUUGAAUAAAUUAAUUUUCCAAUUUUCUAAGCAAAGCAAUAACAUCUCCAUGAAGAGAAGCAGGUGGUGGAUAUCCACCAGAGAAGUUACAUAGUGCACCUUUAAGGCUAAUUAAGGUGUAAUUAUUUUAUAAUCUAUCCAGCCAUUGAAAAUUAACUGAGACUCUUUCCAACCCAAGAAUGUACACAAAGAUACUACUUUUACCCUCAUAAUAGUACAUAUUAUGAUAUUUUUCACAAUACUUUUAUAAUAUUAACAAAGAUGGAUCACAUUAUCUUGCUAAUUAAUUUCUUCUUCAGCACCAUUCCUUGUGUAAAUAAGUACUUGUAGUAGUACUUUGACCAAUGUACAUUGUCAAGUAGUUUUAAUGGACACUCACAUUAGAGUAGCCCUUUUUAAAAGUUGUAAAUAAGUAUGUUUAAAAUACUUAAAUAGUGUUUUUACAUCAGAUACUGGGUAUAUGUUUACUCAAAGUCAUUGAGUAGUUCACCUUAUUGUAAUACUUUUGGAUGAAAGACCAAUGCACUUAUAUACAUUGUUUUAUAUUAAAUACAAUCAGAUGAUGGCUUUGUUUAUCAUUCCUUUAAACAUGCUGGAUUAUUAAAAUUAACAUAUUUAAUAAAUACUGUAUGAAUGUAUUAAAC